Molecule: messenger RNA, 1264 nt
Organism: Colias croceus (clouded yellow)
Lineage: Eukaryota; Metazoa; Arthropoda; Insecta; Lepidoptera; Pieridae
Product: regucalcin-like
Exons: 6
Coding region: 147-1157 (336 amino acids)
Biological process (GO): L-ascorbic acid biosynthetic process
Molecular function (GO): gluconolactonase activity; calcium ion binding
Source: RefSeq, a predicted model, not a curated record
CGUUUUAUAGUGAAAAAAAGGGAUACUCAAGACUAAUCAUUAAAAAAAUACAUAAUAUUCCAUGGUUUAAAGAAUAUAAAAAUUUUCAGUCGUUUUCAUUUCUCCAAUCUGUGUUGCUUUUGGAGUGGUACAUACAAUCUUCAGAAAUGAUUCGAAUUAACUAUUUUUUGUGUCAACUGCUAUUGAUUGCGUGUGCGGCGGCAGAUUCGGACUAUACUAUAACUCCGAUAUAUACGAGUGAUAAUCCGAAUGAGCCUGCCAUAUUCAACCACGGCGAGAGCCCUGAGUGGGACGCUGACAGUCAAUCCUUGCUGUUUGUGGACGUUCACGAACAAAAUGUACAUCGCCUGGACUACGCCACAGGGAAUUUAAGCACAAAACAUAUAGAUUACGGCCAAGUGAACGUAGUGGCGCGUGUCUCUGGUUCUAGCCGACUAUUGGUCACUGUGCGCUCUGCUGUGUAUUUGCUUGAUUGGAAUGUUAGUGGCGACUCAGCUUUAAGACUCCUAACUACGGUAGAUCAUGGACUACCCAGCAAUGUCAUAAAUGAAGGCAAACCGGAUCCCUCAGGAAGAUUUUGGGCAGGUACUAAGGGACCACAAGUAGGCGAUGCAGUGCAGGAUAGUAAAGCUACUCUGUACAGUUUCGAUCUAAACCAAGACGGUUUGGUACAGCCGCGUGUUCAAUUACGACCCGUGACAAUUUCAAACGGCAUCACAUGGUCUCUUAACGGAACUAUCAUGUACUACAUUGACUCGGCAACAAAGAAGGUUGAGGCUUUUGAUUUCGAUGCUAAAAUUGGAGCAAUUAGUGGAAGGCGUACGAUUUUCGACGUUGCUGAGCUCAACCUUGGUGAUGCUAUUCCCGAUGGCAUGACAAUCGACAGCAAAGGCAACUUGUGGGUCGCUCUAAUGUUUGGCGGCACUGUGUUGCACAUAGACCCCGACACAAGGCAACUAGUGUGCAGCUACACUUUGCCAGUAUCCCGAAUCACAUCUGUGUGCUGGGGUGGACCCAACUUGGACAUAUUGUUCGUGACCUCUUCGAAUCGUGGCGCGAACGAAACUCUUGCGGGCGCCAUCUUUACCAUAACCAAUACUGGGAGUUCGGGUGUUGCCCCAUACGAAUUUGUUUUUAAUAGUCCCGAUUCUUAUUAAAUACCGCCUUAUUAUUUGAAAAAUAUCGAUGAAACGAAUAUAAUUUUUUAUAUAUUACUUAAUUAUGUGUAGGUACCUACUUUAAUAAAUUUAUAUUUUUGACUUAA